Sinocyclocheilus anshuiensis is the source of this 1170-nucleotide messenger RNA. Its product is annotated as pyruvate dehydrogenase (acetyl-transferring) kinase isozyme 1, mitochondrial. Gene Ontology annotation, cellular component: mitochondrion. Gene Ontology annotation, molecular function: pyruvate dehydrogenase (acetyl-transferring) kinase activity. The record is from RefSeq and is a predicted model, not a curated record. Gene Ontology annotation, biological process: regulation of glucose metabolic process; protein phosphorylation. NCBI's taxonomy places the organism in Eukaryota, Metazoa, Chordata, Actinopteri, Cypriniformes, Cyprinidae.
AUGUUCGGAAAAAGUUCAGAGAAUGCAUGUGCGAAAACGUCAUUCACGUUCCUAAGACAGGAGCUGCCUGUCAGGCUGGCAAAUAUAAUGAAGGAGAUAGAUGUAUUGCCUGAUAAUCUUCUGAGAACUCCUUCAGUGCGCCUGGUGCAAAGCUGGUCGAUGCACCUGUACAUGCACAGCUUCCAGGAUAUACUGGAGUUCAAGGACAGGGAUGUUGAUGAUGAAAUGCUCAUACAAGACUUCACAGAUGCUGUGAUUAAGAUCAGGAACCGUCACAAUGACGUGGUGCCCACCAUGGCUCAAAGAGUGGUGGAAUACAAGGAGACCUACGGGACCGACCCGGUCUCCAGCCAGAACAUCCAGUACUUCCUGGACCGGUUCUACAUGAGCAGGAUCUCCAUCAGAAUGCUCCUGAACCAGCACACUCUUCUGUUUGGAGGAAAGAUACGUGACAAUCCUGCUCAUCCCAAACAGAUCGGCAGCAUUGACCCCAGCUGUUGUGUCACUGAUGUCGUGAAAGAUGCUUAUGAAAAUGCCCGAAACCUUUGCGACCGGUAUUAUAUGAACUCACCUGAGUUAGUACUGGAAGAAUUUAACGUUAAAGGGCCUGAUAAACCCAUUGCUGUGGUGUAUGUGCCGUCUCAUCUGUACCACAUGGUGUUUGAGCUCUUUAAGAAUGCCAUGCGCGCCACCAUGGAGCUUUAUGAAGAUGCCAUGGAGUAUCCCCCAGUGCAUGUGCAGAUCGUCCUGGGCCACGAGGACCUGACUGUGAAGGUCAGUGAUCGUGGAGGCGGAGUCCCGCUGAGGAAGAUUGACAUUGUUGAAACCUCCGGAGCCACUCCCCUGGCUGGUUUUGGUUAUGGGCUGCCCCUCUCCAGACUUUACGCCAGAUAUUUCCAAGGUGACCUGAAGCUCUACUCUAUGGAGGGAUUCGGCACAGAUGCUGUCAUUUAUAUCAGAGCUUUGUCCACUGAGUCCAUCGAGAGGCUUCCCGUUUACAACAAAUCCGCCUGGAAGCAUUAUAGCACCAUCCAUGAAGCGGAUGACUGGGGUGUCCCCAGCAAAGAACCCAAGGACAUGACCACCUUCCGCAGCUUCUAACGCUUGUGCUGUGCAUGCGCUCGCCAGACUCCCUCUCGCACCUUUCACGAGUGCACCUGCUUCUGCAGA